Synchytrium microbalum is the source of this 750-nucleotide messenger RNA. RefSeq lists its product as uncharacterized. The transcript is spliced from 4 exons. Lineage: Eukaryota; Fungi; Chytridiomycota; Chytridiomycetes; Synchytriales; Synchytriaceae. The record is from RefSeq and is a predicted model, not a curated record. The coding region runs from base 1 to 750 and encodes 249 amino acids.
AUGUCUAUGAGCCAACCUCCAAGAUCGGGACUAUACCAGCCUGUCCAGUAUGCCCAGCAGGCACCUACUGCACCACCGAUGGACGAAAAGUACAUGCCCAUGUCCAACAACAGGCGGUAUUGCUGUGGUCUGUUUUCGUCAAGGAAGGGAUGCUUGUGGUGCUUCAUCCCUUGCUGUGUCUUUAUAUUGAUUGCUAUCGCUUUAAUCUUGUUCUUUUGCAUACCUCGUGAACCAAACUUUGAUGCUUAUGGCGUCUCCUACACCAACCAAACAACCGUCAAGCUUGUCAACGGAGGUCCAUUCAUUCAAUUCAAUCUAGGACUCAACGUUAGCUUGUACAGUUUGAGCUACUAUCCAACGACCCUGGCUUCAAUCGACGUCACGGGCGCUCCAGUCGUUAACGGCCAACAAUCAAAAACACUCGCUGUGAAUGGUACAAACCCAAAGCCAAUCUAUCUACCAUCAUUCACCAACGUGUCAACAGUAAUACCUUUCACAGUCAUAUAUAAUGCCAGUAGCGUGGCAGCAGCAUUGGCUGACCCACUAUGGGGUGAUCUCUUCGAAGCCUGUGGCCUGAUUCCUCUAGUAAAAGCCAGACCUUUGCAAUUAGCAUAUUCAGCGACGGGGUCCCUUCAAGGGCUUGAAUUCAUCAAAGCUACUAAAUCGGGCUCGUAUAAUUACACUUGUGUAAUCACAGCAUCGGAGGUUACUGCCAUCUUCGGAACAGCGUUGGCAACUCUGGGACUAUAA